AUGUAUUUUUGGUUACAACGUUGUUCCAUCUGUCUGGACCAAACCUAUAAUCUUUGUCUCGACGCUUGUCGUGAUCAAUUCUGUAAAGAUUGCUUUUCAAGGUACAUAGAAGAGACAGUGAACCAGUCAUGGGGAUUAGGUGUUACUCGUAUUAAAUGUCCAGUCUGUCAGGAAACAAUUAGUCAGUCCGAAUGGAGUAAAUAUGUUUCACCAGAUAUUAUAGAAAAAUACAACAAAUAUAACCAGCCGUACAGAGCCUUUUCUCGCUAUUGUCUAACGUGCGAACAUGCAGUUUCACCAUGCCAAAGCAGAUCACAGGGCCAAUCACGCGAGAGCCGAUUGAGAGAGAUUGCGGAAGAACUGGAACGAUUUUCAGCCACAACACAAUCGCCCAACGCCAAACGAAUGAUUGAAGGAACAUUGACAUCAUUCUUAGCGAGUUGUCAACGAGGGUCUACGUUUCGUAUUGGGCGAGUGCAAGAUCUCUACAACCAAAUAAUACCCAUCCUGUGUAAGGUCACCUCGAAACAACCGGGUUUGUAUUCCCAGGCGUCGGCUAUUUCUAAGCGACUGGUGGCAUUGGAGGUGAUACCCGAAGCAUGGAAACAAACUCAGUUCUGGCACGUCGCUAACUUUCCGACCGAGACAUGUACGCAGUGCGGAGAUGAUCUGUGUCUUCAGUGCGGCGAAUAUGCUCAUCUGGGAAAUAGUUGCUUAGAGAAUUUAAAGUUGAAAUUAAAAAAGAAUGACUCCGAUACCGAAUUGUUGUCGACGAUUCAAUGGAAGCUGAAUCACACCCGCCCGUGUCCUAAUUGUUCCGUCAUGAUUAAUCGAGAUGAAGGGUGUAACAAGGUGGAUUGUUUGUUAUGUGGCUAUAGAUUCUGUUGGAAGUGCGGAUCUGGUUGGUCACAACAGACUUGCGGAUUCUAUCAAUGUGGCGAAACGAAUGUACCCGCAGCAACAUCAACAACAACCACAGCAGCAUCAUCACCAAUAACAACAAUACAACCUGUGGUAGUACAAGACAAGACUGAAUUAGGUGUUCCUGAUAUGCAUGCAAUUGAUGCACGUCGCCAAAUAAAUACAUAA
Messenger RNA from Mucor mucedo, 1089 nucleotides. RefSeq lists its product as uncharacterized. The transcript is spliced from 7 exons. The coding region runs from base 1 to 1089 and encodes 362 amino acids. The record is from RefSeq and is a predicted model, not a curated record. Gene Ontology annotation, biological process: positive regulation of proteasomal ubiquitin-dependent protein catabolic process; protein polyubiquitination; ubiquitin-dependent protein catabolic process. Gene Ontology annotation, molecular function: ubiquitin protein ligase activity; zinc ion binding; ubiquitin conjugating enzyme binding. NCBI's taxonomy places the organism in Eukaryota, Fungi, Mucoromycota, Mucoromycetes, Mucorales, Mucoraceae. Gene Ontology annotation, cellular component: cytoplasm; ubiquitin ligase complex.